UCGUGCGAGCCGUUGGGUCGACGCUAUAUCGCAAUUCGCGUAUCCGCUCCACGCUUUUGAAAAUAACUUCACCGUUAGACCGAAAAAAUUCGGAGCGCGAAAAAAAUUUUGGAAAGCAAAAGUUUAAAGCAAAUAAAAAAAGUUCAAGCCGGGGCUUUAGGCCAGCUCAUCGCAUUUGUCGAGCGAAAAAAGCGUUAAUUGAAAAAUAAUCUGCGGAAGAUGGCAACAGCUUGCCUGCCAGAAUUCACGGAACGCUUUCAAACCCCACCAGCGGAGUCACGAACAAUUGAAAGUGUUGGCAGCAGUUGUAAAGAACCAUCCAAAACAAGUGGGUUCUUCUAUAGCGCCAGCACCAAUUACCACAGUAAAGUGCAGCAGCUGAUCAGCUUCAGCUUCACCUCCUCAUUCCACCUGCUUUUCAUCACCUGUAUCCUGAGCAUUAGCAAGUUCUGCAAUGCGGCAGCGGUCAAUGCCGCCCAGGUUACCGCCGCCACGCCCACUGCCAGCGAGAUAAUGCACAAUCUGAGCGGAUCGGCGCUGCUGGAGCGCCUGAAAGCCAGCACUUUAGGACCGCCCCUGGAUCGCUUAAAACACAUCGCUCCUGCGGCAGCGAAUAGUUUAAGCCCGGGAAUCGGAUCGGGAAUGGGACUCGGAAUUGGAAUGGGCAACUUUGGCAACUCCAUCAACUCGGUGCUCAACGGAAACCCUUUCAAGUUCUUGAACGUGUCGGGAAAGAUCGGCACCCCACUGGAUAUCUCGCUCGGUCUGACCAACUACUGCGAUGAAAAGCAGUUCCAGUGCUCCUCCGGUGAUUGUAUCCCCAUACGGUUCGUGUGCGAUGGCGCCUCCGAUUGUCCAGACCACAGCGACGAGCGGCUGGAGGAGUGCAAGUUCACAGAAUCGACUUGCAGCCAGGAGCAAUUCCGCUGCAGCACCGGAAAAUGCAUUCCGCAAAGAUGGGUGUGCGAUCGGGAAAACGACUGCGCCGAUGGAAGCGACGAAGCGCAGACUCGUUGCCGGGGUCGAUGCUCCCCUGCGAUGGUUAUGUGUAAAAAUGGUGAGCAAUGUGUACACAAGGAAUUUAUCUGUGAUGGCGACGAAGACUGUCGCGACGGGUCCGACGAAUCAGAAUGUGCCAGAAGCCAAACUUGUUCGCCCGAGCAGUUUUCCUGCAAAUCAGGCGAGGGCGAGUGCAUUCCCUUGGCCUGGAUGUGCGAUCAGAACAAAGAUUGCCGCGAUGGAAGCGAUGAGGCCCAGUGCAAUAGGACGUGUCGCUCGGAUGAGUUCACCUGUGGCAAUGGACGUUGCAUACAAAAUCGCUUCAAGUGUGACGACGACGACGACUGCGGCGAUGGUUCGGAUGAGAAGGAAUGCGGGGAAAGACCUAAAUGCCCCCAGGAGUCCUUUACCUGUCCAACUGGCACCUGCCUUCCCAGGGAAUGGGUCUGCGACGGCGAUUCAGACUGCGCUGGUGGCGCAGAUGAGCAAAACUGUCACACUCGUCGCUUGAGUUUCUGUCAUGCGUCCGAGUUCCAGUGCUCGGAUCGCAUCACCUGCCUGCACCCGUCGUGGGUGUGCGACGGCGAGGCAGAUUGUGAAGAUGGCGAGGACGAGUCACAGGAGAAGUGCGCGAACGUGUCCUGUCGUCCGGAUCAGUUCCAGUGUGCCGAUCGCAGCUGCAUCGCCGGCCACUUGAUCUGCAACGGGGACAGGGACUGUGCGGAUGGCAGUGAUGAGAAGACGUGCAACAUCAGUGCACCGCUGAGGGGCUGCAAUGCAUCCAGCGAGUUCGAUUGCGGUGGUGGCCAGUGCAUUCCGCGGUCCAAAGUCUGUGACCAGAGGAAGGACUGUCCGAAUGGCGAGGACGAGCCCGCUGGCAAGUGCAGCAUCAAUGAGUGCUCCAAGGGCAACGGCGGCUGCAUGCACCAGUGUGUGGACAUGGAGGUGGGUUUCCGCUGCGAGUGCCACGAUGGCUACAAACUGGCCGCCGACAAUCGCACCUGCGUGGACAUCGAUGAGUGCGAGACCCAAGGCGUUUGCUCCCAACGGUGCGUCAAUGAGAUCGGAGCCUUCAAGUGCGAGUGCGAGGCGGGCUACAUGAGGGUCCUGAAGAACCACACUAGGUGCAAGGCCAGCGAAGGACAUGCCUCGCUGCUCUUGGCCAGACGGCACGACAUCCGGAAGAUAGCCCUCGAUCGCCCGGAAAUGACUUCCAUAGUGAACAGUACAAAGUCAGCCACUGCCCUGGACUUUGUCUUCCGCACGGGGAUGAUCUUCUGGAGCGAUGUGACCACGCAGAGUAUAUAUAAGGCGCCAAUAGACGAGGGCAGUGAGCGCACUGUGGUGCUGACCAAAUCCUCGGUGACCUCGGAUGGCCUGGCUGUGGACUGGAUCUACAACCACGUUUACUACACGGACACCAACAAGUGCACCAUCGAACUGACCAACUUCGAGGGCAGCAUGGGCAAGGUUCUGGUGAAGGACGCGCUGGACAUUCCGCGCUCCAUCGCCCUGGAUCCCAUCGAUGGCUGGAUGUACUGGUCCGACUGGGGCGCCUCUCCUCGCAUCGAAAGGGCGGGCAUGGACGGCUCCCACCGCACCGCCAUCAUCAGCUACGAUGUCAAGUGGCCUAACGGCAUCACCCUGGACCUGGUUCUCAAACGCCUCUACUGGGUGGACGGCAAGUUGAACUCCAUUUCAUCGGCCAACUACGACGGCUCGCAAAGGCGUCAGAUUCUCUACUCCGCCGAAUACCUGCGACAUCCCUUCUCGAUCACCACCUUCGAGGACUACGUCUACUGGACCGACUGGGACAAACAGGCCGUCUUCAAGGCCAACAAGUUUAAUGGAGAAAAUGUUGAGGCUGUCACCGCAACACAUAUGUUGGAACAUCCCAUGGUGGUGCAUGUGUACCACCCGUACCGCCAACCCGAUGGUGUGAACCACUGCCAGUCGGUCAACGGCCACUGCUCCCAUCUCUGCCUGCCAGCUCCCAGGAUUAACGAGAGAAGUCCCCGCAUAUCCUGCGCCUGUCCAACGGGUCUGAAGCUGAUGGCCGACGGCCUUAUGUGUGUGGAAGAUUCGCGUAUCCCAAGUGUGCGUCCCACUGCACCGAUCCAUCGGACGACCAACCAGUCAUCUAUUUCAACCACAAAACUACCUCCAGAUGCGCACAGUGAAGCGCCGGUUAAAGAGAAAGUUGGCGUGAAUGGCACAGUCGUAAUUGACAAAGCUGAUGAGUCUGCCCAAAAGACAGAAAAGGACUACGGCCAAGUAGCCUUGAUUGUGAUAGCCAGUCUAACCAGUACCGCCGUACUAGCUUCCAUCAUCUUUGUUCUAUACCGACGAUGCACGCGGGCGGUGAACUCGAUAAACUUCGAGAAUCCCGUCUACCACAAGACGACGGAGGAUCACUUCAGUCUGGAGAAGAACGUAUCGCCGCAUAUGUACGCCACUGCCAUGGAGGAGGAGUCUGGCAAUCCUCUCUUUGAACCGAGCACCCAAUGUGUCUAAGGCACCUCCAAAGUUUCAUGUAAAUGCAUAUCCAGCAAAUAAUGGACGAUAGACCAAGAACAACUACAAAGCAUCUCCUACUUGUAAUUCCUUUUUGGACCAAGGCCCCAAAAACUCAACUAAGAAGUGAAAGUUCAAUGAGAGAAAUGCUAAGAAAACUGAGCUUUCUUUUAGCAGUAAGAAAUGAAGAAUGCCAAAAAGAAUAUAGAAAAGACAAGAACGAUAUCAGAUUGGGGGCAAAAAAAUACUCAACAAAUUUAAUUUGUUGCCUAGUUUAAAAUUUAAUUUAAAUGUAUCAACACUAAACACACACACAGAUACCCUCACACACCAACAUUCACAUGCAUUAACUAAUAACAAUGAAAAACCUUUUUAGGCGCAACGUUUUGACAUCAACUAACGUCGCCCCACACACACACACACACAAACAUCAACGCAUAUCCUCCCACCCACAACAACAACACCCACGCACACACACAAAAGCCCAGAAGAACUCAAUGAAGGAACGAGCCGGGAUUUAGAGCCAGAAGUCCAACUUUCCUUUCACGUCCAUGAAAUCAAUUGUAAAAAGUUAAGAAAUUUCGUUGAAGAAGAAGGAAACAUUUUGUGAAUUCGAAAAAGAACAGAUUAUAGCUAAACUGUAAAUGUUUAUAAGCCUAACAAUUAUUGUGACUAGCUAUAAUAUAUUUUUGUUAUCAAUGAACUAAUUAAAAACAGUCUUGAAAGUAAAGUUUUUAGCACCAAGUUGGAAUCCUUUUUAGCAAAAUAUUAAAGAAAAACCUCUCUGUAAAUACAUAGGUACUAAAUUGUUUAGCAAAAAUUUACAAGACAAAAUUAUAAAUUUAGAGUGGUUGAAAUCAUUUUACCAUUAUACUUUGCUCCGUUUUCGUUCUUGAGUAUUUACAACAAUUUGCUGUGAUCAGUUUAAAAGCAUUAAACCUACAUAAAAAUCAUUUAAUUUUAAUAAGUUUAAUAUUCCUCUCAUUUAAUUAAUGUAUAAACAAGCUUUCAAAUAUUUUUAUUUAUUUACAAAUUUUACACAACAACAAACAAUUUUAUGUGUAUUGGCAAUUUUGGUUCCUGUGAAAUAUAUUUUAUUUUAGGCAUUAAAAGUAUUUGCUUGAAUGCUUUUUUGAAAACAAAAUAUUAGCUUACUUAAAAUGGUAUGUGUGAAAAGUUGAAUAAACAAAUUUAUGAAAUUUUA
This is a messenger RNA of Drosophila elegans, 4717 nucleotides long. Its product is annotated as low-density lipoprotein receptor. The coding region runs from base 220 to 3513 and encodes 1097 amino acids. The transcript is spliced from 13 exons. The record is from RefSeq and is a predicted model, not a curated record. Lineage: Eukaryota; Metazoa; Arthropoda; Insecta; Diptera; Drosophilidae. Gene Ontology annotation, molecular function: calcium ion binding; protein binding.